AAAAUGGAUUGGUGGCAGAGCGUAAAGCAAUGGGUAGGCUUACCCAAAAAGCAACCUAAAGUUGAAGGCAAUAGAAGCCAAUAUUCAAUGGUGCCGCGCGGCGAGCUGACCGCGGAUAUACUGACGAUAUGGAUUGAGUUGCCAGAUGAGGUGAAAAAUGAUCCGUCGCUGGCUCGGUAUAAGAAACUCUAUGAAGAAAAACAUGGAAAAAUCCCAGUAAUAUCAAAGAACCCAGAGUCGCAGAAGCGACUGAAGCAUGUACAGUCAGCCCCGAUGCUGCAGUCGGUACAGUCGGACGAGAUGCAGUACAAAAAUGACCGCAACAAGACCGAAGCUGCAGAGAAACUGGGCAACCAUGACGAGACACCAAUGUAA
Molecule: messenger RNA, 375 nt
Organism: Cydia splendana
Lineage: Eukaryota; Metazoa; Arthropoda; Insecta; Lepidoptera; Tortricidae
Exons: 2
Coding region: 4-375 (123 amino acids)
Source: RefSeq, a predicted model, not a curated record